Messenger RNA from Poecile atricapillus (Black-capped chickadee), 2472 nucleotides. RefSeq names its product protein artemis-like. Gene Ontology annotation, biological process: protection from non-homologous end joining at telomere; interstrand cross-link repair; double-strand break repair via nonhomologous end joining. Bases 476 to 2227 code for a protein of 583 amino acids. The record is from RefSeq and is a predicted model, not a curated record. The transcript has 15 exons. Gene Ontology annotation, molecular function: 5'-3' DNA exonuclease activity; damaged DNA binding. NCBI's taxonomy places the organism in Eukaryota, Metazoa, Chordata, Aves, Passeriformes, Paridae.
CGGCCGUGUCCAUCGACCGCUUCGACCGCGACAACCUGCGCGCGCGCGCCUUCUUCCUGUCGCACUGCCACAAGGAUCACAUGAAGGGGCUGCGGGGGACCACUCUGAAGAGGAGGCUGGAGGGCAGGUAGAAGUAGAGGAGAUGGAGCCAGACUUUUCAUGGAAGUGCAUAAAGAAAAGGCAAGGGACACCUUUUUCACCGUGAGGAUGAUCAAAUGUGGCAAUGGGCCCAGGGAGGUUGUGGACCAUUUCCUAGGCUCUCUUUGAUUUAUUAGACUUGAAAGUUAAACUAUACUGCUCACCAGUUACUAAGGAAUUGUUGUUGACUAACUGGAAAUACAAGUUUUGGGAGAAUCAUAUUGUUGCAUUGGAAGUUGAAACUCCAACUCAGAUUUCUUUGGAAGAUGAAAUAUCUGGUGAGAAAGAAGAUGUAGUGGUGACACUUCUGCCAGCUGGUCACUGUCCAGGUUCAGUCAUGUUUCUGUUUGAAGGUGAGAAUGGCACUGUGUUGUACACCGGGGAUUUCAGGCUUGCAAAAGGAGAAGCAGCCAGAAUGGAGCUUUUGCAUUCAGGGACCAGGGUAAAAGACAUCCAGAGUGUGUAUUUGGACACUACUUUUUGUGAUCCCAAAUUUUAUCACAUACCAAGCCGGGAGGAAUGUUUAAAUGGGAUCUUGGAGUUAGUGCGAAGCUGGACCUCACUGUCUCGUAGUCAUGUUGUGUGGCUGAACUGCAAAGCUGCUUAUGGAUAUGAAUAUUUAUUCAUAAACCUCAGUGAGGAACUCGGAAUCAAGGUGCACAUGAACAAACUUGAUAUGUUCAGGAACAUGCCAGAAAUCCUGUGUCAUGUGACCACAGACCAGCACACGCAGAUUCAUGCCUGUCGACAUCCUCGGGAUGAUGACUGCUUCCGAGGGAACAGACUGCCCUGUGGGAUGACUUGCCUCAAUGGAUCUCCCCUGCACAUAAUCAGCAUCAAACCCUCCACAAUGUGGUUUGGGGAAAGGAAAAAGAAAACAAAUGUGAUAGUGAGGACUGGGGAGAGAACAUACAGAGCUUGUUUCUCUUUCCACUCUUCAUACAGCGAGAUCAAGGAUUUCCUGAGCUAUAUCUGUCCUGUGAAUGUGUAUCCCAAUGUACUGCCUGUGGGUGGGACAGAGGACACAGUUAUGGAGAUAUUAAAGCCAUUAUGCAGGUCAUACAGGAGAAUCAUGGAACCCAGGUACAAGCCCUUAGGAACACUGAAGAGAGCCCACAAGAGAGAAUUAUCAGAUACAGAUGAAGAUGAUCUCUUUGAUUCAGAGUUAAUUUCUACAGGGCCUAAGAUUCCAAAACAGCAGAGACGAGAGAGCAGGCCCUCCAGCACAGGACAGUCUGAAAAUUCUGAAGGAAAGAUUAAUGAAAGCACAGAAAGUUACACAACUUACACCUCCCUCAAGGUAGACUUCAUGGAUUGUGAGGAAUCAAAUGAUGAUGAUGAUGAAGAUGACGAAGAAGAAUCUGAAAAAAAUACAGUUCAAUUUCUUUCCCAUGAGCCAGAUGCCAGUUCCACAGCCAAUUUCAAUGGAGUAAGUAGUGGCCAUCAGUCUAAUGCCAAUGUCCCCUGCUGGGAUGAAUUUUUUAUGGGUAAUAAACUAGAGGAAAGCUCUGAAAAUGAGGACAACAUCCCAUCUUCAGCAGAUGCUGGGGGGUCCCAGUCACUCUUCAGCGAUUCAGAUGGAGUAAGUGACUCAACACACAUCUCCUCCCAAAAUUCUUCUCAAUCAACACACAUAUCAGAGCAGGGGAGCCAGGGCUGGGAUAGCCAAAUGGAUACAGUGCUCAUCACCUCCCAGGAGAGAAGUGCCCUGGACCUCAGCAAAGGUGGGAGCAGAGCAGUGGUUCCUGUGCUGCAGGAGAGUCCUAAGGACACUCAGCUGGACAGCAGCAGGGGGAAGCCACCAGGUCAGAACAGACCUUGUGCCCGUGAUGGUGCCUGUGGCUUGAAAAGCAAAGACUGUGAGAAAGCUGCAGAAGAUGGUGCUGCCCAUGUUCACGAAGUGCUGGUGGAAAUAAGUGACAGAUGCAGGACUCCUGAUCUAGAGCUGAGGAAGGACUCCCAGAGUUCCUCUGACUUUGAAAUUCCCUUGACUCCUGAUGCUGAAGCACCUCAGCCAGAUAAACUGCACCAUUUAUACAGGAAGCUUGCAGCAGGUGAAAACAUAAUCAGUGAGAAAAAAGUCUCCUGAGAAUGGGUAUAACCAAUUACCUUGUGGUAAUACUCAGCUUAUCUAUUGAUGCCUGAAUUAUUUUUCUCUUUCCUGUGGGUUACUGUCUGCAGCUAUGCUGAGUCACACUUUAUUCAGACUGUCAGGACUAGGUAUUUGCAGCCUGUGUUUAUUGUUCCUUCCAUGAAAUACUGAAAGGGAAGUAUUCAAAAAGUAUUCCCAGGAGGGACAGUGAAAGCAUUUUACCUCCCAAAGUUCAAUUCUCC